Messenger RNA from Lolium rigidum, 993 nucleotides. Its product is annotated as disease resistance protein Pik-2-like. Lineage: Eukaryota; Viridiplantae; Streptophyta; Magnoliopsida; Poales; Poaceae. The record is from RefSeq and is a predicted model, not a curated record.
ACAUAUUGCAUCUGAUGGUGAGAAUAUUGAUAAGAUGGGGGACUCCGUGCCCUCUUCUCUAGGCCUCAACUGCCUUCGGUUGGAGGGAUGGUACGAGACGAUGCCGACAGGGAUUAGUUCAUCAUCCCUUCCCCUUCUCUCGUACCUCACUAUAUGUGUCCAUCAAGUGCGACUGGAGGACAUUCAGGUCCUUGGGACCUUGCCGGCUCUUUGUUUUGUCAGACUGGAGUCUGACGAGGACACCUCCACGGAAGAAGAGCGUGAAACGGAAAGGUCGUUCAUGCUUAGCACUGAUGCAUUUCCUUCCGCGACACGGUGCUUGUUUGAAAAUGUUAUAUUUUCUCCCUGUAUGUUUCCAAGAGGCGCUAUGUCCAUGGUUCAAGUUCUGUGCUUUGGUCUUCUGGUGUCAGAUAUCCUCAGUGGUGGUGACUUGUUCAUAAGGAACCUCCCUUCGCUCCAGAGUGUAGAGAUUAAGCUUUAUGGUGAAGAACGAGGAAGCCAGAAGUAUUCUGAAGCAAAGGCUGCUGUGGAGAGAGCGGUGGCCGACCAUCCCAACUGUCCCGAUGCAUAUUUGUUUGGAACUUUGAAGAAUUGACUUAUAUUCCAGUGGAGGCACACUCACUGAAAUGGUACAAACAUUCACCCAGCUAUGCAGUAGGGGGCGAUGUCAAGGAACUCAUUCACUGUUGCUGCCAAGUCCCGGGCUCUUAAAUCUUCACCCCAGUGCUAAUUCAUGUUCUGUGCUCUUCUAUCUUUGUACUCCGUCUUUUGCUUCCGUCAGCUCAAGAAGGAAGCUUCAGUUUACUUCUACCAGCUGCUUCAGUACUUACUAGCAGUCAUGAUCAGUUCUCCUGAAUUGUUUUUCCUGUCUUUCCAAAGGCACUUCUGGCUUGCGUGUGAUUUCUACUAGUUUAGCUGAUUUUCCUUCAUGGCCCGGUUUAUAUAAGACUCGUUCCUCCUUCCUCAAAAUCAAUCAAAUAAGGUCCGCAUUAA